Cinara cedri is the source of this 455-nucleotide messenger RNA. NCBI's taxonomy places the organism in Eukaryota, Metazoa, Arthropoda, Insecta, Hemiptera, Aphididae. The record is from the annotation of a GenBank genome assembly.
AUGUUCUUCUUACAAAAUGCACCAACAUACAAAAAAAUUAUUUUUCCGAGCACUGAAGCCGUAAUACUGUCAAGUACGGUAUACAAAGGAGAGAACACACUAGUUAUAGAAUCAAAAACUCAUGAGGGAUACAGAGUCUUAUUGAACCGCGAAGAUCUAAUGGAGUUACUAAAUCUGAAAAGUUUGAUUUUGCGGAACAUCACACGUUUAGAAAAAUCGAAGAAAGUAAAUUACAUUACUAUUACAUUAUUUAGGAUAACGAUUCAUUGCCACUUCCACCCAGCUUUUCACCGCCAACUUAUCCAUCGUUAUCACCAUCUCGGCAACCAAGCUAUCCAUCAUUCGUAAAAGAAAAGAGAGGAGAUGAUCACAACAAUGGGCCAUUUGGUCUGCAAUAUAUAAAUUCAUCGGAGGAAGAAGAAUAUAAUAUAUCUAAUUAUGUAAUACAGUUGUAA